Messenger RNA from Symsagittifera roscoffensis, 3760 nucleotides. RefSeq lists its product as uncharacterized. Lineage: Eukaryota; Metazoa; Xenacoelomorpha; Acoela; Convolutidae. Bases 54 to 2519 code for a protein of 821 amino acids. The record is from RefSeq and is a predicted model, not a curated record. The transcript is spliced from 5 exons.
ACUUAUUAAAUAGGUUUGAAAUGACUGUAUUUUGAACAAAUGACUUCACUUUUAUGGAACAAAACAAUGAUUUGAGCCACCAAAGAACUGAGUGUUCUGAAAAAGGUGCAGAAGUUUUCUCUUAUUUGCUGGGAAAAGCCUUGCGAUAUGACAACAAUGAAAAGUUUCUUGAGGUAUAUGACAGUCUUCCGAGAAGUUACACAGAUAAAUUAGUCCAGGACAUAAAAGAGCAAGCUAGAAUCAUCAGUGAAUUAUGUGAAGAUGAAUUUGACAAUUUGUCACAACGUUUGAAUAGCCAACCUGAAAACAAAGACAUUCACAUCUCCCCAGCCAUGAGCGAUAGUGAGCGAAACGGACGUUUCACCAGUCACCCCGAAUCCCGAGAAUCCUCACCUGGCUCGAGCAGUCCAUCGGCGUCGGCCAAAGAAGUUUCGGACAUCAUGAACAACAACACUGACACUCAAUAUUCUGCUGAAAAACUGCCGAAUAAAGAAGACGAAAUAAUAAACAAGAGUUUUGCAUGCGCAAAAUUGGAAACAGUCUGCAACCUUCCCACUACAGGAGCUGAUGUCCACGCGAGGAAAGAGUCGCAGUCAUCUGGUGUCUAUGAAAGCUGUGACGAAAAUACCUCCACUACUGCUGCCAACGUACAAAAACCACCCAAGACCAAAAAGAAGAAAAAGAAAAGUAAAGGAAAGAAGCAGGGCGGCGCUUCCCUUGAUCUCAGGCAAAGCGAGAAAGAAGUUGACGGAACAAUGAAUAACGCCAACGAUGACUCAUCAUCAAUGCCUAGUUCUAUGAGCAACAUGAGCGAGAUCGAUGAUAAAAAUGUCCAGAGUCCCGUUACUAAUACAGUUUCUCCAUCAUCUAUCCACAUAUCAGCAAUCGUAGCCGCCACUGAGAAUAUCAGUAACAUUUCAAACCAACAUAACGAUCUAAAUUCCCCCAACAAUCAACAAAUGUCAAGUUAUAACUUGAACAUCAAAGUUAGCUCAGAUGAAGUUGUUCCUGAAAUAGUGCUGCCGAGUCAAGAAGGUAUCUCAGCGAGUCCAGAAAAUCUGCAAGAAGGUGCCUUUGCAUUUGAUGAUUCUGAACAGUUCCACAACGCCGAGGAGUUCCAACAAGUCAAAACUCGCAACAGAUCCAGAAUAACACAGCCUGCGAAAGAUAAUUCGAAUCAACGAAAGAGCGCAGCUGCUAAAGCUAAGGGAGGCUCAGCUUUGAGAAAUGGAAUUAUAUCCCCGGUUAGCUCCGUCGCCAGUUCAACAUCAUCAAGUAACGUUCAGAACUCAUCGCAAGCCAUACCUUCAAAUGGUGCUACAUCAACAAGCGAACCUGACCACUUCUCGUACGCCAACAGACUAAAGAACACUUUACAUCCCAACAGUGUUCCCAAACCCAACUCUAGCGUUCAAAUAAACAGCAGCACUGAUUGUGUUAAACCUAAAACCAGUGCCGUCGAUUCUAAAAAAUCCAAUGGUGCGUCUGGCGCAGCUUUAACCAAAGAUAGCCUUAAGCGACCGAAAAGUGUCGCAGAUAACGAAAUCACUAGUCUGACUAAUGGAAAUAGUUUGGGAAAUGCAGAGUAUUGUGAUACCAUUGCUCCUUCAAAAGUAACUGCUAGAUCCUCUACUUCACCAAACAAAGUCAAGGAUAGUCCUAUUAAAUCUGGCAUGAAAUCGGAAAAGAUUUCCAAAUUGAAAGUUGGCUCUUCAAAUUUGAGCAAAUCUAAAGAAACACUCAAUGGAAGCGAAGUUAAUCAUGAUAUGUCGUUAAAGUUUGAUCAAUACGAGGCGAACAAUUUGAGAGCAAAUAAUGUCUCAAAUUCAGAUUAUUUACCGUCGUGUUCAAACGAAGCAAAUCAUGUUGACGCCAUUUCUAAUGAGUCGCGCAAUGAAAAACCACAAGUUGAACUAAAACAAUCAUAUUCAUUUGAUUCAACAAGUAAAAUUUCCUCUGUUAAUACACAGUCGAAAAUACAACAGAAUCCAUCACACUCGUCCAAGCCAGAAUCGUCAUGCAAUGCCAGCAGAAGCAAUCGUUUAUCACAACCUCUAGCCGAGCCAAGUACCAGAAACCUUCAACAAAAUAAGGACAAAGCAGUCUCAGCGAAUUUCGAAGUCAAACAGUCUGACACGAUUCCAAAAAUGCCUAGCCUGAACCCAAUCCACCAAAAUGCUACAGCAGAGAAAGUGGCACAGCAGAAAGGUCAUCGUGUUUUGCUUGAAUCAUCAGGAACUGUCAACGCUAAACCAGGGUUCUCCUUAGGCCGAAAUGGUGGCAAUGAGAGGGCUAGCAAGAUAACCCAGUUGCAGUUUGGCGAACUGGACAUUAAAAAAGUAGAUGCUGUGAAACUGGGAGAUUUUGAUCUUUUCGAAGCAACCGCUCUUCUUGCCAAAUCAUGGGAGGCUUGGAACAGUCGUGAAACUACAGACAAAGAAUGGUUCAAAUUGCCUCAAAGUGAAACUGCUUCAUCUGACGGAGGCCCAACUUCUCCAGAAAGCUCCAAUCAUCAAUGACACUUCCUUCUGAUCCUACUUUUUUACACAGCAUUGCCUUACUGUUCUUUCUACACGGCGUUGGCUAUUCAUCGUUAUAGUCCAGUGUUGUGCGACCUCAAUUUAGAGUCAUUUCUAGUACGGAUUGACGAUUGCGUCUCCAAAAUUGGAGUCAAUUUUAAAUGCAAAUAAAAGUAAAAAUCCAAUGAGCCCAACAAGAUUGAAUGCCGCCGUAUCGUCCCCUAUGAGAAGAUUCAGAAGAUGUUCAUUGACAACAAAAUGACUAGUAGCUUUUAAAACUUUAAAGUUUUGAAAUCAUUUCCUGUCACUGUAAUAAUACUCAAGCGUGCCUUUUAAUUUGAACAUAUUUCCAUGCUCAAAUCAAAAAGUUAUAAAAAUUAUAGAACUGAAACUGAUCGUUUUGUCCUUCAUUACAACUUCGCUCAUUACAAUACAGUGCUACUUUGAAUGUUCAAAAAAAGAAAUCCUGUAAGUAAAUUUUAAUACUGGACAUGAAGCAAGAAUUCAGUCGGCCGGUCCCUAGAGAUGACUGGACCUCACUCGUUCUUUCCUUAAUUCGUCAAUUCGUAUUAUUUAAAUCUGUAAUAACUAAUCUCCUCAAUGUCACUAAGUUCUCACAUGUUCUUGUAACCGAAUGUCGUUUUCGAUCUCAAUGCACUAAAUAAACAUGCUGCUUUCUCUAGAUAAAGUUGGUAUUCAUAAACUAUGACUGAGUUAAGGCAACUUUUUUGAAAGAAAUUGUGUUUUUUGUUGAAUCGGUGCUCUUUUGAUAUUUUCACCAUAAUCAUUUGAUGAUGUUUUUAUCUCAAGCAAAGAACGCGCUGAAAAGAACAUUGGUUUUCAUCCUCUCUCCAAGCUCAACAAGUCUUUUGUUUGUUUUGAUUGUGAAAACCAGUGUUAGCGUGAAAUUAAUGUUCGGAGCUAUGUAGAUUCUUUUAAAAAUCUCCACAGAUGCAAAGUUGGUAAUUUUUUUUAUACCGACCAAGGAAAUUCAAAAACAAAUUGCUUAAAUGAAAAGUAUUAUUGAAGUUCGGUAACCUGUUCUCGCUCGACUCACAAAGCCUAAACUUGAGACAUCUUUUAAUUCACAGAAGUUUUAAUCAAAUUUCGAACGAAAUGUUUGCUGAGAACAGCUUUAUCGACAUUUGAGACAACAUGGUUGAUAUAGCAAUAAAGUAAAUCAUCAGCAAUCUCGAAUUCAAUGCAAAUAUGAAGAUUCCGAAUUGAAUUAGUCUAUUUUA